Messenger RNA from Dovyalis caffra, 1398 nucleotides. The record is from the annotation of a GenBank genome assembly. NCBI's taxonomy places the organism in Eukaryota, Viridiplantae, Streptophyta, Magnoliopsida, Malpighiales, Salicaceae.
AUGGCCUCAGCUUGUGUAAACAACAUAGGCAUGUCCCCUGAAAAUUUCCCACCCAAAACUUACCAGUCUUAUGGCUGGUUAAGCCCAAGAAUCUCUUUCAGCCGUGAAGAGGAUAGCAAUAGCACAACCACCUCCAAAACUACCACCACCAAAUCAUCAUCAGCGGCAGCUUCCUCAGCUCCUCCUCUUCCACAGCCACUAGAUCCACCGGAGACCCAUGAUUCUGUAGACUUUGAGUUCCGAUUAGAUAACUCUAUCACCAUGCUUCCUGCAGAUGAGCUGUUUUCUGAUGGGAAACUAAUGCCGUUACAAGUCAAUACUGGCAACACAAAACCAUCCUUUUCAUCUUCUGCUUCUACCUCGGUCAGCUCGUUGACCGAUGUGAUAAGGUCGCCGGAGCCGUGGAGGGAGCCGGUGAAGUCUUGCCGGAGAUUGGAGAUGGAAAUUUCUGGGACUGAUCCUUACUUGUUUUCCCCAAAAGCUCCUAGAUGUUCGAGCCGGUGGAAGGAGCUUCUGGGGUUGAAGAAACUACACCAAAACCCUAAACCCGAAAAAUCAACGACGAGUACAGCGUUGUUUUCUUCUUCGUCGUCCUCAAAUUCCAAGUCCUUGAAACAUUUCUUGCACAGGAACUCAAAAACCUGCAAUUGCAACACCUCAUCCUCGAGCUCCUCCUCCUUAUCGUAUACUUUACUAGAUCAUUCAUUGAGUCUCCCAUUGCUAAGAGAUUCGGAUUGCGAAUCGCUCUCCAUUUCUUCACGCUUAUCACUCUCCUCUUCGUCUUCCUCUCAUGAACAUGAAGAUCUCCCAAGAUUAUCCCUCGAUUCGGAUAAACCAAACACCAACCUCAACACAACACAAAACACAGGUCCGAACCCAUUCAUUCUCAACCGAAACCAAAUCCAAAACCCACCAAGAAUGAGAAUGGUGAAGCCAAGAUCAGAGAAUGGAAACAACAACAAUGGCAGUUCUUCAACUAGAGUAGGAAGGAGUCCAAUGCGGAGGUCUGCGGGGGAAUCUAGUGAGGUUUCAAUAAGUAGAGGCGUUUCAGUAGAUAGCCCAAGAAUGAAUUCAUCAGGGAAAAUAGUAUUUCAAAGCCUGGAAAGAAGUUCAAGCAGUCCAAGUAGUUUUAAUGGAGGACCAAGAUAUAAACAUAGAGGAAUGGAAAGAUCUUAUUCAGCUAACGUUAGAGUUACUCCAGUUCUUAAUGUUCCUGUUUGUUCACUUAGAGGGAGUUCAAAGUCAGGUUCUGUUUUUGGGUUUGGUCAGUUGUUUUCUUCUUCACCACAAAAAAGAGAUGGCAUUAACAAAGGGUAUCAGCAUCAGCAUCAGCAUCAACAGCAGCAGCAGAAUAUUAGUAGCAGCAACAGCAGCAGGAACAGGUCUGAUAGAGCUUAA